CCUCCAGGGUACUCCCUAAAGAUGCACAGGUAGGCAGCACUGUUUGGGAUCAGUUGCACCACCCUAAAAACCACGAGGAACUACAUCAAGAAAGCUUUUGAAACUUUUGAAUCUUUUGCAACUUUUUCCACACUUUCAUCAUUUCCCAUUUUUUAGUUUCUGAAGUUAAACGAUGGCCAAUACAGGUAUACAGCUUCUUGGCUUUACGCUGGCCUUCCUGGGCUUCAUUGGCUCGAUAGCAUCCACAGUCAUGGUGGAAUGGAAAGCCUCGUCCUACGCAGGGGACAACAUCAUCACAGCUCAGGCGCUGUAUGAAGGACUGUGGAAGACCUGUGCAUCACAGAGCACUGGUCAAAUUCAGUGUAAAGUGUAUGAUUCACUUCUCCAACUACCAGGGAUUGUACAGGGCACACGAGGGCUGAUGCUGUCCUCCAUCUUGCUGUGCUUUAUUUCUAUCUUGGUGGAGAUGGUGGGCAUGAGGUGCACCACCUGUAUGGCAGAAGAACCAGAGCAGAAGGACAAAGUGGCUCUAGCUGGAGGGGUUAUCUUCAUUAUUGCUGGUCUGCUUGCUUUGGUGGGAACAUCUUGGUAUGGCCACAGAAUAGCGCAGGAAUUCUACAACCCAUUCACUCCGACUAAUUCCAGGUAUGAAUUCGGAAGUGCCCUGUAUGUUGGAUGGGGAGCUGCCAGUCUCAUCAUUAUAGGAGGGGGCUUCCUCUGCUGCAACUGCUCCAGCAAGGGCUCAGGGAAAUCUCCACGCUACCCGCCAUCCCACACUGCAGGCCAGCCGAGCAGGGACUACGUUUAGGACAAUCACUCCAUCCAGCCUCUGCUCAAGGAAGAACGCUGUCUUUGCAGGGAGUUGUCCACCAUAUUUCAUUUAGAUUUGUUUGAUGUUUUGCAACAUGUGUAUCUGCAGGUGUUAUAUUUGGUGUAUGUUUAUAUUUGUUGGGAAAUACACUCCAUUCUUUGGUGGUCCAUUGAGCCAAAAAUAAAAAUGUUAUAUUAAAUAUUAUAAAAAAAUAUCUUUGCAAAGAAUAUGUUCAGGACAUCUCAGGGGAUUUCUUUCAACUACACAAUCUUUGUAUCACAACUUUUACCCAUUUAGUAUAAAUCUGCUGAGGGUGUGACUGUUUUAUUAUUGUCAUUUGCGUUGUUUGGAAUCUUGCCUCUUAUUCUUUCAUGUUAUGUAAAAUAAAAUCCUCAUUACUUUUCCUA
Molecule: messenger RNA, 1218 nt
Organism: Siniperca chuatsi (mandarin fish)
Lineage: Eukaryota; Metazoa; Chordata; Actinopteri; Centrarchiformes; Sinipercidae
Gene: cldn1
Product: claudin 1
Exons: 4
Coding region: 173-808 (211 amino acids)
Biological process (GO): cell adhesion; bicellular tight junction assembly
Cellular component (GO): plasma membrane; bicellular tight junction
Molecular function (GO): structural molecule activity
Source: RefSeq, a predicted model, not a curated record